CAGUACAUACAGUUUGGGGAACAUGUAUAAAAUUUCUCAGUCUUGUGCAAACACCUUUAGUAUUAACUUAUAUUUUCUUUCUUUCUUUUUUUCUCACCAGCAGAUUUUGCUUAACGAAAAUAAAAACCAGUAUGAGAAACCACACCAUGAUUACAGAGUUUGUGCUCUUGGGCAUAUCAGACAACCCAAAGCAUCAGGUUGUAAUUUUUAUCUUUUUAUUUCUGACUUAUAUAUUAAGUAUCACUGGCAACCUAAUUAUAAUCAUUCUAACCUUGGCAGACUGUCAUCUGAAGACACCGAUGUAUUUCUUCCUUCGGAAUUUCUCUGUCUUAGAAAUUACAUUCACCAGUGUUUCUAUCCCCAGAUUUUUGGGAUCACUCAUCACUAAAGUCAAGACCAUUUCCUAUAACAAUUGUUUAGCUCAAUUAUUUUUCUUCAUCUCCAUGGGUGUGGCUGAAUUUUUCCUUUUAACUGCUAUGUCUUAUGACCGUUAUGUUGCUAUCUGUAAGCCUCUCCAUUACACCACCAUCAUGAACAAGAAAAUAUGCAGCCUACUUGUCUUUAGUUCCUGGCUAGCAGGGUUUCUUACCAUUUUCCCACCACUCAUGCUUAUCCUCUCACUAGACUUCUGUGCUUCCAAUGUAAUUGAUCACUUCUCCUGUGACUAUUUCCCCAUUUUACAACUCUCAUGCACAGACACACAGAUUCUAGAGAUGAUUGGCUUUUACUUUGCUUUUGUUACUCUGCUCUUCACAUUGGCAUUAGUGAUUUUGUCCUAUCUGCGCAUCAUUAUCACCAUUUUGAGAAUACCAUCUGCUAGUCAGAGGAAAAAGGCUUUCUCCACAUGUUCAUCUCACAUGAUUGUCAUUUCUAUCUCUUACGGAAGCUGUAUAUUCAUGUAUGUCAAGCCUUCAGCAAGAGAAAGAGCAUCACUGACCAAAGGAGUAGCUAUUCUCAACACUUCAGUUGCCCCCAUGUUGAAUCCUUUUAUUUAUACAUUAAGGAACCAGCAAGUAAAGCAAGCUUUCAAAAACUUGGUCCAUAAGGUAGUCUUUUCUAGAGGCAAAUGA
This is a messenger RNA of Erinaceus europaeus (western European hedgehog), 1070 nucleotides long. Its product is annotated as olfactory receptor 6C3-like. Gene Ontology annotation, molecular function: G protein-coupled receptor activity; olfactory receptor activity. The transcript has a single exon. Gene Ontology annotation, biological process: G protein-coupled receptor signaling pathway. NCBI's taxonomy places the organism in Eukaryota, Metazoa, Chordata, Mammalia, Eulipotyphla, Erinaceidae. The coding region runs from base 132 to 1070 and encodes 312 amino acids. The record is from RefSeq and is a predicted model, not a curated record. Gene Ontology annotation, cellular component: membrane.